This is a messenger RNA of Mus caroli (Ryukyu mouse), 1949 nucleotides long. It is a transcript of the gene Patl2, whose product is annotated as PAT1 homolog 2. Gene Ontology annotation, molecular function: RNA binding. Gene Ontology annotation, biological process: deadenylation-dependent decapping of nuclear-transcribed mRNA; P-body assembly. NCBI's taxonomy places the organism in Eukaryota, Metazoa, Chordata, Mammalia, Rodentia, Muridae. Gene Ontology annotation, cellular component: P-body. The record is from RefSeq and is a predicted model, not a curated record.
GAGGCUUCUCUAUCACUGGAGGACACAGCUGGCAAGGAACCCACCAGGCUGCCAACAUGAAAUGCCUUGAAGGUCUGCACUUACAGCAGAGACCAAGCAAAUUCUCUGUCCCCUUGGCUCCUGAAGAAGGCUUAGUGUGUGCCUUCCAACGGGAGGAAGAGAAGGAGAAUGAAGAUGAAUUUGUGUGUUCAGAUCAGGCUCCAGAAGUGAAGGAGGAAGGGUGUGGUCUCGGGGAUCCAGCCAUAGUGAGCGCCUUCCAAAAUACCCAAGUACCACAGCAGAGAGGGCUGCACAGUUCCCCCAGAGUCAAGGCCUCUGGUGCCUUGGGGACAUCACCAGCCUCCCUGCAUUUUAUGUGGCAGAUGAAGAAGCAACCCCAAGAGAGGCAUCAGUAUGGGGUGGACAGCCACGUCCUGGAAACGAGCUUGUCUGUGUUUCCAAGAGCCAGUUCUCCAGCCCAUCAUUUUGGACCGCAACAGCCUUCACCAGAUCCUUUUCUGUUCUACAGCCCACUGACCCCGUGGCCCCCUAAACUCAGCCUUCCCAGUCAUCUGACCCAGCUCCACCCUCAGCACCAGCAAAUCCUGCAGCAGCAGCAGCAACGGUGGCGUCGUCGGAGGCGGAGUCCAACAGCAAGAAGUGUCCCCGCCCAGAAGCCUUGGUCUCGAGAGCCAGACGCCUCAGAUGCCUAUGCUAACCUCAUGACCCGAAAAGAGAAGGACUGGGUGAUAAGAGUGCAGAUGGUUCAACUGCAGAGUGAGAACCCCCGCCUGGAUGAUUACUACUACCAGAAGUACUAUCAGAAGCUGGAGAAGAGACAGGCAGACAAAGAGCUGCUUGGACAGAAGAACAGGGCUGAGUCUCUCAAGUUGGUCACGCCUUACAUCCAGAAGUCUGAAGUUUAUGAGUCAGUGGUACGGAUUGAGGGUUCCCUGGGCCAGGUAGCUGUAUCAACAUGUUUUAGCCCUCGCCGAGCUAUUGAUGCUGUAUCUCACGGAACUCAAGAGCAGGAUACAGGAGCUGCGAGCAGCCAGAGGCUUCGGGUAUUAUCCCAGAUUGAGAAGAUGUUCCUUCAGUUACUAAAAAUAGAGGAGGGCCAGAAUGAUGGGCUCGCACAACUCUACCACACGCAGGAACAGAGCAACCAGGUUGAGAAGCUCUUUCAGGCCUUAAAGACCCAGGAGCAGAACAACCUGGAGGAGGCAGCAGAUAACCUUCUGCAAGUGCUGUCUGUGAGGAAAGGGAAAGUUUUGGUGGCUCGGCUGCUUCCCUUCCUGCCCCCGGAUCAAGCUGUUAGCCUCCUCCUGUACAUCACCUACCAUCUGCCCCUCCUGAUCCAGAGGGACAUGGCUGACCAGGGUCUACACAUGCUAUUCAAACCUCUGGGGAAAUAUAUCAGCCACCUGACCUUCCAUCAGCUCCUCCAUGCAAUGCAAGGGCUAAUGUUGCUAUCACCUGGCUCCUCAGAGCGGCCAGUCUCUGUGGUACUUCAGAAUCAGUUUGGGAUAUCUCUGCUAUAUGCCUUGCUGAGUCAUGGAGAGCAGCUGGUAUCCCUGGAUCCUUCUCUCCAAUCCAGCAGUGACUGUGCAGCCUGGACAGACUUGGUGAUUCUGAUUGCCUGGGAGAUAGCUCAGUUGCCUGCAGCAUCCUUGGCGGAGCCUCUAGCCUUCCCCAGGAAUCUGCUUCCCUGUUCUGCCAUCACAUGGACAAGCAAUUAGUUCAGCAGCUGGAAGCCAGAAUGGAGCUUGCCUGUAUCUACUGAUGUAUUAGUUAAUGUGAGAAGCUGAAAUAUCAGAAACGGAACUCCAUCACCUGUCUACAGUGACAGUUGAGGCCAUUUCCUAUGCUUUGUUAUGUUGGAGGACCCUGCCACAUUGUCAUAUCCUGUCUUAAAGUCUAGGUGACUUGCCUAAAAUUAAGGCAUGACUACUUUAGAUAUGAUUAAAGAA